GCGGCCGCCCGCACUUCCCGCCUCUGGCUCGCCAGAGGACGCGCUGGCACACCUCCCACCCCCUCACUCUGACUCCAGCUGGCGUGCACGGUCUGCCUCGCAUCCUCACGACUCAGCUCCCUCCCUCUCCCGUGUUUUUUUCCUCCGCCGCCCCCUCAUUCAUCCCCACUGGACUCCCUUUCCCUCAAAUGCUCUGGGGCUCUCCGCGCUUUCCCGAGUCCGGGCUCCGAGGACCCUUAGGUAGUACCCGUCCCUUUUAAGGCUUCCCGGCUUCCAAAGCAUUGCCACGUCCCUAAACCCUGUCUCCAGCUCUCAUACACACACGCACACUCAGACACGCGCGUUUUCUGUUCCUGAGUGACACCCGCCCUCGCCGCUCCGCCCCGCCGGUGUUCGGGCUGUGCCCUCCUCCCGCCACACGGGCACGCACGCGCGCACAGGGCCAAGCCCAAGGCAGCUCGCCCGCAGCUCGCACUCGCAGGCGACCUGCUCCAGUCUCCAAAGCCGAUGGCAUCUCCGGGCUCUGGCUUUUGGUCCUUCGGGUCGGAAAAUGGCUCCGGGGAUUCCGACAAUCCCGGCACAGCGCGAGCCUGGUGCCAAGUGGCUCAGAAGUUCACGGGCGGCAUCGGAAACAAACUGUGCGCCCUGCUCUACGGAGACGCCGAGAAGCCGGCGGAGAGCGGCGGGAGCCAACCCCCGCGGGUCGCCGCCCGGAAGGCCGCCUGCGCCUGCGACCAGAAGCCCUGCAGCUGUCCCAAAGCGGAUGUCAACUACGGGUUUCUCCAUGCAACAGACCUGCUGCCGGCGUGUGAUGGAGAAAGGCCCACUUUGGCGUUUCUGCAAGAUGUUAUGAACAUUUUACUUCAGUAUGUGGUGAAAAGUUUCGAUAGAUCAACCAAAGUGAUUGAUUUCCAUUAUCCUAAUGAGCUUCUCCAAGAAUAUAAUUGGGAAUUGGCAGACCAACCACAAAAUUUGGAGGAUAUUUUGAUGCAUUGCCAAACAACUCUAAAAUAUGCAAUUAAAACAGGGCAUCCUAGAUACUUCAAUCAACUUUCCACUGGAUUGGAUAUGGUUGGAUUAGCAGCAGACUGGCUGACAUCGACAGCAAAUACUAACAUGUUCACCUAUGAAAUUGCUCCAGUAUUUGUGCUUUUGGAAUAUGUCACACUAAAGAAAAUGAGAGAAAUCAUUGGCUGGCCAGGGGGCUCCGGCGAUGGGAUAUUUUCUCCCGGUGGCGCCAUAUCUAACAUGUAUGCCAUGAUGAUCGCGCGCUUUAAGAUGUUCCCGGAAGUCAAGGAGAAAGGAAUGGCUGCUGUUCCCAGGCUCAUUGCCUUCACGUCUGAGCAUAGUCAUUUUUCUCUCAAGAAGGGAGCUGCAGCCUUAGGGAUUGGAACAGACAGCGUGAUUCUGAUUAAAUGUGAUGAGAGAGGGAAAAUGAUCCCAUCUGAUCUUGAAAGAAGGAUUCUCGAAGCCAAACAGAAAGGAUUUGUUCCUUUCCUCGUGAGUGCCACAGCUGGAACCACCGUGUAUGGAGCAUUUGAUCCGCUCUUAGCUGUCGCUGACAUUUGCAAAAAGUAUAAGAUCUGGAUGCACGUGGAUGCAGCUUGGGGUGGAGGAUUACUGAUGUCCCGAAAACACAAGUGGAAACUGAGUGGCGUGGAGAGGGCCAACUCUGUGACGUGGAAUCCACACAAGAUGAUGGGAGUCCCUUUGCAGUGUUCUGCUCUCCUGGUUAGAGAAGAGGGAUUGAUGCAGAAUUGCAACCAAAUGCAUGCCUCCUACCUCUUUCAGCAAGAUAAACAUUAUGACCUGUCCUAUGACACUGGAGAUAAGGCCUUACAGUGUGGACGCCACGUUGAUGUUUUCAAACUAUGGCUGAUGUGGAGGGCAAAGGGGACUACCGGGUUUGAAGCACAUGUUGAUAAAUGUUUGGAGUUGGCAGAGUAUUUAUACAACAUCAUAAAAAACCGAGAAGGAUAUGAGAUGGUGUUUGAUGGGAAGCCUCAGCACACAAAUGUCUGCUUCUGGUACAUUCCUCCGAGCUUGCGUACUCUGGAAGACAAUGAAGAGAGAAUGAGUCGCCUUUCAAAGGUGGCUCCAGUGAUUAAGGCCAGAAUGAUGGAGUAUGGAACAACAAUGGUCAGCUACCAACCCUUGGGAGACAAGGUCAAUUUCUUCCGCAUGGUCAUCUCAAACCCUGCAGCAACUCACCAAGACAUCGACUUCCUGAUUGAAGAAAUAGAACGUCUUGGACAAGAUUUAUAAUAACCUUGCUCACCAAGCUGUUCCACUUCUCUAGAGAACAUGCCCUCAGCUAAGCCCCCUACUGAGAAACUUCCUUUGAGAAUUGUGCAACUUCACAAAAUGCAAGGUGAACACCACUAUGUCUCUGAGAACAGACGUUACCAAUUAUGGAGUGUCACCAGCUGCCAAAAUCAUCGUAGGUGUUGGCUCUGCUGGGCACUGGAGUAGUUGCUAAUCUUCAGAAUAUGGACAAAGAAGGCACAGGUGUAAAUAUAGUAGCAGGACGAGGAACCUCAAACUGGGUAUCAUUUUGCACGUGCUCUUCUGUUCUCAAAUGCUAAAUGCAAACACUGUGUAUUUAUUAGUUAGGUGUGCCAAGCUACCGUUCCCAAAUUGGUGUUUCUGAAUGACAUCGACAUUCCCCCAACAUUACUCCAUUACUAAAGACAGAAAAAAAUAAAAACAUAAAAUAUACAAACAUGUGGCAACCUGUUCUUCCUACCAAAUAUAACCUUGUGUAUGAUCCAAGUAUUUUAUCUGUGUUGUCUCUCUAAACCCAAAUAAAUGUGUAAACGUGGACACA
This is a messenger RNA of Macaca mulatta (Rhesus monkey), 2827 nucleotides long. It is a transcript of the gene GAD2, whose product is annotated as glutamate decarboxylase 2. Gene Ontology annotation, cellular component: cytoplasm. Gene Ontology annotation, biological process: GABA shunt; GABA biosynthetic process. Gene Ontology annotation, molecular function: glutamate decarboxylase activity; pyridoxal phosphate binding. NCBI's taxonomy places the organism in Eukaryota, Metazoa, Chordata, Mammalia, Primates, Cercopithecidae. The record is from RefSeq and is a predicted model, not a curated record.